AUGAUCAACCCUAUCAUCCCGAUGCAAGUACGUGUGCACUCGGAGACCGGGCUGUCAACGCCCGGCCCACGAGGGAGGGAAGGAGGGGAGGGGGGGCAACAUCGCUUUCAAUGUUUAAAGUCCGAAACAACAAGACGCAAGUCAAAGGAUGCAAGUACGCAUUCCAAAACGACAUCACCAAGCUUGACCGUCGGCCACGCCGAGAAACCUCAAUCCCAACAAGAAAGUAUGAGAGAACCCGGUCUGGCCGCCGUUGCGCGGCCAAAAGAAAGAGACUACCUUACGGGGUUUGGUACACUAGGUACUCGUAGGCGACCAUCGUUGCAAAUGUUAGAAAAGACGUGCCAAUGCCAAACUCUAAUAGCGACCUUAUCUCGAAACAACGUCACCCGUGGCCUAGGCAAAGGGGUUGCAACGAUACUCGCUCCCACACUCCGUACUGCAUACUUGAUGUAG
This is a messenger RNA of Colletotrichum tamarilloi, 456 nucleotides long. RefSeq lists its product as uncharacterized. The record is from RefSeq and is a predicted model, not a curated record. The transcript has 3 exons. Bases 1 to 456 code for a protein of 151 amino acids. NCBI's taxonomy places the organism in Eukaryota, Fungi, Ascomycota, Sordariomycetes, Glomerellales, Glomerellaceae.